UCUAACCUAGAAAUUAUUGGACUAAAAAACUACAAUGAAAACACACAUGGUAGUCGACUAAUAAGUAUAUGUACAUAUAUACAUAUAAAACAAAAUGGAGAGUAAACCUGUAGAAGACAUUAAACCAUCAAAAAGUGGCUCCGUUUUAUAUCCUAGCGAGUCUAAAUUUGCUCACAUAAAGAAUAAACAAGUUAGGACACAACAGUUCCAAAAAGUUAAGAGAGAAUUAAAAAAGGCAAAAAAAGAAGCAAAGAAAACUAGAGAAAGAGAAGGAUUACCUAAACAAGCACCCCAUACUAUUGAAAGUCUUCGUGAAAAGGAUGAAACCAUAAUAACAGAUUUGAACUUGGAAGAAAAUGAAUUGGUUCGUGAAGAUAUAGAACAUGAUGAAUUGAGCACUUAUUAUAAACAAUCAUAUGAACCAAAAGUUUUAAUUACUUAUUCGGAUAAUCCAAUGAAAAAAACUAGAAUAUUUGGAAGAGAGUUAACCAGAAUAAUACCAAACUCAAAAUCUCUGUAUAGAAAUAGAUCAGGUGUGAAAAAAAUUGUGAAAAGUGCUAUUAAAAAAGAGUUUACAGACGUUUUGGUUAUUAACGAGAACAGGAAGGAACCAAACGGAUUGCUUGUUAUACAUUUGCCAAAUGGGCCAACAGCUCACUUUAAAGUUAGUAAUGUUCGGAUAACAACUGAGUUGAGGAAAAGCCACAAAGCAAUAACUGCUCAUCGACCUGAAGUCAUUUUGAAUAACUUCGCAACAAGGCUUGGGUUGACUGUAGGGAGAAUGUUGGGAGCUCUGUUUCAUUAUGAUCCGGAAUUUGUGGGUCAAAGAGCCGUCACAUUUCACAAUCAGAGGGACUUUAUAUUUUUCCGACAUUAUAGGUAUGGUUUUGAUUCCGAAGGGAAAAAGGCCAGGUUGAAGGAGUUGGGUCCUAGAUUUACUUUAAAAUUAAGAUCGUUACAGAAGGGUACAUUUGAUAGUAAAUAUGGACAGUAUGAAUGGAUAAUGGAAGGAAGACGUCAUGCCAUGGAAACUAGUAGAAGAAAGUUUUUCUUAUAAAAUUUAUACAUUCUGUAAUAUAUUCUGUCUAAUAAAUGUUAUUAAUACAGA
Molecule: messenger RNA, 1108 nt
Organism: Anoplophora glabripennis (Asian longhorned beetle)
Lineage: Eukaryota; Metazoa; Arthropoda; Insecta; Coleoptera; Cerambycidae
Product: probable ribosome production factor 1
Exons: 4
Coding region: 95-1057 (320 amino acids)
Biological process (GO): maturation of 5.8S rRNA; maturation of LSU-rRNA
Cellular component (GO): preribosome, large subunit precursor; nucleolus
Molecular function (GO): rRNA primary transcript binding
Source: RefSeq, a predicted model, not a curated record